GUCAGCGAUCAGUCGUGCUUUGCCAGCCAACGCGGUGAGCACAUAGCGGGUACGUCGUCGUAGAUGCUGGCGUCUUCUAGUGAAAAAUCAACCCUCCUGUCCUUCGUAAUUCCUACCUUGUCAUCCAAAGUGCAUCCUCGCAUCAUUCAGUCCUCUGUCUCCAUCGCUAAUAGGAAUCUAGGUUGAAGUUACCUAAUUCGUCGUUUCGUCAAAAAUCCUUUGAUUGAAUUUUAUAUGGACGGGGUGGCAAGUGCAGCAACUACGAAGAUGGCCGACAGGACAUACUACCCCAAUCCUGAAGUAUUCAGGAAGGCUCACUGCAGCAGUUUCGACGAAUAUAAAAAAAUGCAUAAGAUGUCUAUCGAGGAACCAGCACAGUUCUGGGGAGAAAUAGCCAAACAAUUUCACUGGGAGACUCCGGCGAAUCAGGAUAAUUUCUGCUCCUACAAUUUCGACCGUACAAAGGGAGAAAUCUUUAUAAAAUGGAUGGAAGGUGCUACCACGAAUUUGAGCUAUAAUCUUCUUGAUAAAAACGUGCGGAAUGGCUAUGGUGAUAAAAUUGCUUUUUACUGGGAAGGUAACGAUCCAGAGGACUACUCACGGCUGACCUAUAAGAAACUAUUAGAAGAAGUCUGUAGGUUCGCUAAUGUCUUGAAGACUAAAGGUGUGACCAAAGGUGAUCGCGUUGCGAUUUAUAUGCCGAUGAUCCUUGAGUUACCGAUUGCUAUGCUCGCUUGUACCAGAAUAGGUGCCAUACACAGUAUAGUGUUCGCAGGCUAUUCCUCGGACUCUUUAACCGAGAGGAUAUUGGAUUGCAAAGCGAAGGUUCUGAUCACAGCCGACGGAGUCUGGAGAGGCGAGAAGCUCCUUUUGCUGAAGAACAUUGCCGACGAGGCUCUGGAUAAAGUGAAGCAGCAUGACCACGAAGUGGAGACGUGUAUCGUUGUGGGUCAUCUCGAGAGGGUCAACGGUCCACCUACCAGAGCAACUCAUACGACCAAUGGAGUUAAUGGUACCAAUGGUAACAAAUCUGAAUCAUCUGCUAAAGAAAUUUCGUGGACCGAAGGCCGUGAUUUUUGGUGGGACAAGUUGAUGGAUGACGAAGAACCCAGCUGUUAUCCCGUCUGGAUGGCUGCUGAAGAUCCGAUCUUCAUGCUGUAUACUAGUGGUUCUACUGGAAAGCCUAAAGGAGUCCUCCACACCACUGCAGGAUAUCUUAUCUAUGCGGCUACCACGUUUAAGUACGUCUUUGAUUACCAUCCUGGUGAUGUUUAUUGGUGCACGGCAGACGUUGGUUGGAUCACAGGUCACACCUAUGUUGUGUACGGACCUUUAGCUAAUGGAGCUACUUCCGUAUUGUUUGAAGGUACACCUUUCUAUCCUGCGAAUGACAGGUACUGGUCUGUCAUUGACAAGUACAAGGUUAAUCAAUUCUAUACUGCACCGACUGCCAUCAGGUCCCUCAUGAAGUUUGGUGACGAAUUAGUGACCAAGCACAAUCUCAGCUCGCUCAGAGUUCUUGGAUCCGUGGGUGAACCAAUCAAUUCCGAAGCUUGGCUGUGGUUUUACAACAUCGUCGGCCAUGGUAAAUGUAGCAUCGUAGACACUUUUUGGCAAACGGAAACGGGUGGUCACGUGAUAACGCCACUCCCCGGUGCUACGCCAAUGAAGCCGGGAUCAGCGACGUUUCCGUUCUUUGGCGUUUUGCCGGAACUCAUCGAUGAAGACGGAACUCUUAUCGAAGGCGAGGGCGAAGGAUAUCUCGUCUUCAGCAGACCUUGGCCGGGAAUGAUGAGAACUCUCUUUGGGAAUCACGAGCGUUUUCAGAAUACUUAUUUUGAUCGGUUUCAUGGAUAUUAUUGUACAGGCGAUGGUGCCAAACGUGACGCCGAUGGUUACCUUUGGGUAACCGGACGUAUCGAUGACAUGUUGAACGUUUCUGGUCACUUGAUGUCCACAGCGGAAGUCGAAAGUGUCUUGACAGAGCAUGAUUCCGUAGCUGAAGCUGCUGUAGUGAGUAAGCCUCACUCGGUAAAGGGUCAAUGCCUUUAUUGUUUCAUUACGCCCAACGAAGGACACGUUUUCAAUAAACAGCUGCAGGAUGAACUGAAGAAGAAAGUGCGCGAGAGGAUCGGUGCCUUCGCUCAACCGGAUGUGAUCCAACAUGCUCCAGGUUUACCGAAGACGAGAUCUGGUAAGAUCAUGCGACGCAUUCUCAGGAAGAUAGCCGUCGGCGACAAAAAUGUCGGCGAUAUAUCAACAUUGGCUGACGAGGCGGUAGUGGAUCUAUUAUUCCAGCUCAGGCCCUAAAUUCAACUUAGGAUAUUCUCUAGUCUUACGGUAAAGGCAGCGCACAGUCACAUCCGGUAGCAGAAUAUUCGUGCUUUUAUAGAUGCGGAAGGCAACCAUGCUCACUUUCCACUAUUUUACGUAUAUUAUUUAAUUAUAACCUGAGGUGAACUUCGAGAGGGCAGAAGUGACCGUUCCUGUUAUUUUAAAGAAAAUCCACACGGGCUGGGUCUUGUUUUAAUUUAUCUUGCGAUUACAAGUAAUAAUACACGAGACUCCUGGUCGUAACUCUUUUUUUUUUUAAUUAAGCAAUGAUUGGCCGAUUCACGUGUUUUCGGCAUGUCCAUUUUCGGUCACCGUUUUCGUUUUGUCAUCAGUCAUAUUUCAUACAUGCCCAACUGCACAUUUGUUAAACGAAGUCAAGGGAAAGGGCAAAGUACUAAUAUAAAAUAAAAAUGAAAAGGUGGGUACAAAAAGAAAGAGAAAAAAAACCGUCCUUCACGGUCGACUUUACACGCUUGUUGCGUCAUUACGCAUAAAGACGAUAUUACAUUCGCAACGAAAGUACACUUGUAUACUUUAGAUGAUUUUAUUUUCAUGCAAGAAAAUUGCUCCUGUGCCAUACGAGUACUUUAAGUGUCUACGCAUGCGUAGAUAUAGAUUCGCGCUUGCUAAUUGACCGUCUUCUGUAUAUAGAAUGUAAUGGCGAACAACACUCAUCUAGCGUCGCGGUUCUACUAGUUAUUUAUAAUUGAAUUGAACGUUAAAAAUUGUAAAAUUGAUUAGAUUAUCAGACUGGUGUCUAUGAAAUUUUAUUUUCCUGCUAUCGCUACUAGCGUAGGAGGAUUUUAAGAUCGUAACUGGGAAAGCAUGAUAAGGAAAAAUUAAUGCACUAGGGAGCAUCACGCUAUACUGGUACCAUAACUAAAAAUAGAGCUUAAUUUAUUUUUUCGGCGUUCAAUUCUUAGAGUUGAAAAGUCGAGUGGGUUAAUUUACGACUAAGCGCACUGGCUUACAUUAUUUACGUACACGCAUAGACGCGCAGAAAAUUAUUAUAUAUUAUAGUUUUUUUGGCCAAUUGGGCGAACAAGCUGAAGGGGGAAGGGAAGGAGGAGGAUGAAUGUGUGAAAAUAUUAAAACGUUGAAAGUAACACUGAUACUGUGAUGGCGAUCGCAUAAUUCAAGUGGAUGUCUCUACUAAUAAACGCCUGAGAAUAUAAUGAAUGUUAAAGAAUAAAUUAUAAAGAUGAAAUAUACAUAUAUAAAUAUAUAUAAAUUAAGUAAAUUAUGUAUACGUGUAACGUACCUAUUAGAUACAACACGUGUGUACUUGAAGAGACAUAAGAAACUCAUCGAUCUAAAAUGAAUCUUGGAUCGAGUCGCAUACAUAUCAUUCCUCGUGGAACAAAUUAAAUAUAGGUGUGAUAUAAGAAAUAUGUAUAUGUAUAUAUGUUGAAACGCAUAAUUCUGUUAAACCAUUUCCAAAGCCUCUUAUUAUUAAAAUUUCCAUCCCCACAAUUGAAUGUUCUCAAAUGUAACUUUUCAGAUUCAAUUGAUUUUACUUUGUUAACCUUAA
Molecule: messenger RNA, 3865 nt
Organism: Cephus cinctus (wheat stem sawfly)
Lineage: Eukaryota; Metazoa; Arthropoda; Insecta; Hymenoptera; Cephidae
Gene: AcCoAS
Product: acetyl-coenzyme A synthetase
Exons: 10
Coding region: 235-2310 (691 amino acids)
Biological process (GO): acetyl-CoA biosynthetic process
Molecular function (GO): acetyl-CoA synthetase activity
Source: RefSeq, a predicted model, not a curated record